This is a messenger RNA of Thlaspi arvense, 2408 nucleotides long. Lineage: Eukaryota; Viridiplantae; Streptophyta; Magnoliopsida; Brassicales; Brassicaceae. The record is from the annotation of a GenBank genome assembly.
AAAACAAUCAACAACAACAAAAAAGUUAUCAUCCAAUUAUAAAUCUUGUAAUCAAACUGUGUUUCUUGGAAGGUAUUGUUAGCGUAUAACAAUGUCGUCAGAGCAAGCAAGAAGAGAGAAGGUGGUGAAGGAGAGGGAAGUUGAAGUGGAGAAGGACAGAGUCCCGAAGAUGACGAGUCAUUUCGAGUCAAUGGCCGAGAAAAGCAAGGAUCACGACACACACAGAGAAAGUGGUGGGACACACUUUGUGUCGCUCUCGGACAAAGGGAGUAACAUGGCGGUUUCUGACGAAGGAGAAGGGGAGACGAAGAUGAAGAGGACUCAGAUGCCUCACUCUGUUGGAAAAUUCGUUGUGAGCAGCGGAGACAAAGAAGGGACGGUGAAGAAGAAAGAGGAGGAGAAAGAGAAGGCGUCGCUAGAGGAUAUUCAUGGUUAUAGAGCCAAUGCUCAGCAGAAAUCGAUGGAUACGAUACGAGCAGCAGAGGAACGGUAUAACAAGGCUAAAGAGAGCUUGAGCCAUGGCGGUCAAGAGGCUCGUGGCGCUAGAGGAGGAGAACAAACGGAGGGUAAAGGGCGAGAAAGUGGUGUCCAUGUUACUCACGUUGGGGCGGAUAAAGGACGGCAUGGUCAGGAAUCUUCUGCGGCAGAGAGGGAACGAAGAUCGGGUGGUGGUCAGAUCCAUGGAGGCGGAGGAGCUGCUGUUGUCUACGGCCAAGAAGCACCUGGUAGAGUAGGACUAGAAGUAUUGGCGGGAAAGGGACGAGAAGAGAAAGAGAGUGGUACCCAUGGCUUUCAUGGGGACAAAGCUCGUCAGGCUCAGCUUUUGGCUGCUGGAGGUGACGAGUUAAAAGAACGGAAAGGUCAAGAACCACUUGGUCAAGGUGCUCAAAAAGCGACGGAGAUGGGAAGAGAGAAGGGAGCUGCUGCUAAAGAUACGACGAGUGAGAAAGCUCAAAGAGCUUCUGAUUACGUGACGGAGAAGGGAAGGGAAACUGGAGACGUGGCGGCUCAGAAAGGUCAAGAGGCAAAGGAACAAGCUGGGAGAGCCAAAGAUUACAGUGUUGAGAAAGCUAGUGAGGCCAAAGAUACUGCGGCUGAGAAAGCUCUGAGAGCUAAAGACUACACCCUGCAGAAGGCUGCUGAAGCUAAAGACACUGCGGCUGAGAAAGCUCAGAGAGCUUCUCAGUAUGUGACGGAGAAAGGAAGAGAAACAGGUAGCACGGCGGCUGAACAGGCUGCAAGAGCAAAAGACUACACUUUACAGAAAGCUGUUGAGGCCAAAGACAUUACGGCUGAGAAAGCUAAGAUAGCUUCUGAGUAUUUAGCGGAGAAAGGGAAGGAAACUGGAAACGUUGCCUUACAGAAAGGACAAGUGGCGAAGGAACAUACGGUUUCAAUGACGGGAAAAGCGAAAGACUACACUGUUGAGAAAGCCGGUGAAGCGGCUGAGUAUGCAAAAGAAACGGUGGUGGAAGGAGGAAAAGGAGCAGCACAUUACGCCGGAGUGGCUGCUGAGAAAGCGGCUGCCGCUGGGUGGACGGCGGCGCAUUUCACCACCGAGAAAGUGGUGCAAGGGACAAAAGCAGUUGCGGGUACAGUGGAAGGAGCUGUAGGUUACGCAGGGCAUAAGGCGGCGGAAGUGGGAUCCAAGGCGGUGGAUUUAACUAAAGAGAAAGCUGCUGCGGCUGCUGACACGGUGGUUGGAUACACAGCUAGAAAGAAAGAGGAAUCUCAACACAAAGACCAAGAAAUGCACCAGGGAGGUGAGGAAGAAAAACGGCCAGGGCUUGACACAGAACCAAGGAGAGGCUAUGGAGAGGAGUACGGGGAAGAAAGAGGUAGCGAGGAAGAUGUCUUCGGAUACAGAGCAAAAGGUAUGUCCGGAGAACCGAGGAGAGGCGUCAGGGAGGAGUAUAGAGGAGGAAGAGGAAGUGAGGAAGAUGUCUUCGGAUAUGGAGCAAAAGGAACUGCAGGAGAAGCGAGGAGAUAUGGUGGGGAGGAUGAGUUAUUCGGAGGAGGAAACGAGAGAUAUGUCCAAGAGGAAGGGGCUGGUGCGGGAGGAGUGCUUGGGGCAAUCGGCGAGACUAUAGCUGAGAUCGCGCAGACGACCAAGAACAUAGUUAUUGGUGAUGCGCCGGAGAGGACACAAGAGCAUGGAACUACUGAUUAUAUGAGACAAGAACAUGGACGACGUUGAUAAGUCCAAAGAAAAGUGUGUUUGGGUCUUUCUUUUGUUUAUCUGCUUUUGUUUUUUGUAUGUAAAUAACAAGAAGCUCUGUUCCAAAAGAGUUUUCUAGUAAAUAAAACAAAGCUCUGUUUCAUGGUUCGAAGUUCAAAUUGUCAGUUCAGAUUUGCUCUCACUUUUGAAGUGAAUGAAAUCUCUUCUCAAUAUGGUUUUGUUAUUCUCA